GAAAUAAUACAUAAACAUGUCAGGAAGAGGCAAGACCGGAGGAAAGGCCAGAGCGAAGGCCAAGACCCGCUCCUCUCGUGCCGGGCUCCAGUUCCCCGUCGGCCGUGUGCAUAGGCAUCUGAGGAAGGGUAACUACGCCCAGCGUGUCGGUGCCGGAGCCCCGGUGUACCUGGCCGCUGUGCUGGAGUACCUGACCGCUGAGAUCCUGGAGCUGGCUGGAAACGCUGCCAGGGACAACAAGAAGACCAGGAUCAUCCCCCGCCACCUGCAGCUCGCCGUCCGCAACGACGAGGAGCUCAACAAGCUGCUGGGAGGAGUGACCAUCGCUCAGGGAGGUGUGCUGCCCAACAUCCAGGCUGUGCUGCUGCCCAAGAAGACCGAGAAGGCCCCCAAGAAGUGAGCACCCUCAACCUGCUUCAACAAACACCCAAAGGCUCUUUUAAGAGCCACCCACCUCCCUCUAAAAGAGAACUCUCCUUUCUACUGUCAUCACUUUAGGUUUAUCACCACAUUAUCAAUGAGGAAGUGUUGUUUACUGCUGCCAUUGUUAAAGACUUCCAAAUCUAAGUGUCAAACACUAAGGAGUGAUCUAUAAACUGAUAUAACAUAAAUGUCAGUUUAAUUUAUCAAGAAAAAAUGUAUGCUUCCUUCAGGAUUGUCUUACUAAAUAACAGCAAGUCCCAAAAGUAUCUGAGAAAUUAAACGUGAAACCCACAGCGCUGAGCAAAUACCCUACAUUUGCUUGUAGGUAAAAAGCACGAUUAUUUUAUUGUAUUUUUGUAAAUACAGAACCUCUUUCUACAACUCUUCUGUUGUGUUGGAAUAACAAUCAAAUGUAACUCCUGCUGUAAUAGAACAUAAAGUAAUACCUCGUAUGAAUUGUGAUUUUGAAUUGGCCCUUUUAUUUUAUUUCACAAUUAAAAUGUGAUAUACAUGUU
Eleginops maclovinus (Patagonian blennie) is the source of this 938-nucleotide messenger RNA. Its product is annotated as histone H2A-like. Gene Ontology annotation, molecular function: protein heterodimerization activity; DNA binding; structural constituent of chromatin. The transcript has a single exon. Gene Ontology annotation, cellular component: chromatin; nucleosome. Gene Ontology annotation, biological process: heterochromatin formation. The record is from RefSeq and is a predicted model, not a curated record. The coding region runs from base 17 to 400 and encodes 127 amino acids. Lineage: Eukaryota; Metazoa; Chordata; Actinopteri; Perciformes; Eleginopidae.